Molecule: messenger RNA, 899 nt
Organism: Didymodactylos carnosus
Lineage: Eukaryota; Metazoa; Rotifera; Eurotatoria; Philodinida; Philodinidae
Source: the annotation of a GenBank genome assembly
AACUUGAUUUACAUUAUAAUCAAUUAACACAAUUACCAACAUUAAAUAAUCAAAAAUUAUUUCAACAAUUAAAUAAACUUAAAAUAAAUUUUAAUUUUUUUACAAAAUUACCAAUUAAUUUUUUACAAUAUUUAACAAAACUUGAAUAUUUAGAUAUAUCAACAAAUGAUUUUGAAAUAUUAAAUCAACAAUUUCCAAAAAAUUUAAAUACAUUAAAAACAUUAAAAAUGGAUUCAUUAAAUAAAUUAAAAAUAAUUAAAUGUAAUAUAUUUAAUAAAAUGGAAUUAUUAGAAGAAAUAGAUAUUGCACAUUCAAAUAUAAGUCAAUUAGAUAAUUGUAUAUUUAAUGGAUUAACUCAAUUAAAAAUAGUAAGAAGAAUCUUUGCUUUUCUUUUUUUUCUUUAAUUAAUUCCUUUUUUUAGAUCAUUUUUUUUUGAUAGAUAAAUACAAGCCAUAACUGUAGACCAAAAUUUAAGUCUAUGAGUGUAAAAUUAGUCGCAAUUUGAAACGAGUAAAUGUAUAUUAUUCUACGUUUCUAAAACGGUGUAUCACUUUUUAAUUAAUGAGUAAUUAAUAAUCGUAAUUUGAAAUAGAGAUAUACAUAUAAAUUAGUCGCUUUCUAGAAACAAUAAAAAGUAGAAACAUAUAGAAUAAGAAUUGGUGACUGUAUUUAUGGAUAAUACGCAGUUGUAUUUAAAAAGAUAAUGUCUAUAUUUAUGGGCGAAUGUUAGAAUAAGAAUCAACCUCCCAAAGCAAAAUGAUUAAUUUUGAUUAAUAAUCAGUAAAACAUAUCCUAAUGAUUAUUAUUUAUUAUUAUUAUUUCUUACGAAAGAAUAUUUUAUAGCAUGAUUAGUCGUUGAAAACUAAUUCCCUAGUGAUCGAUUCUUACAAAAGAAUCUG